Molecule: messenger RNA, 1953 nt
Organism: Kuraishia capsulata CBS 1993
Lineage: Eukaryota; Fungi; Ascomycota; Pichiomycetes; Pichiales; Pichiaceae
Exons: 1
Coding region: 1-1953 (650 amino acids)
Cellular component (GO): membrane
Source: RefSeq, a predicted model, not a curated record
AUGUCAGGCCUACAACCUCAUGUGAUGAACCCUAUUGAGGAGUCCGACUCCGAGCUGUCUUCACUUUCCUCGGAUUCUGAGAUCAACAUCGACCAGGGAGUCAGAGCAUAUACUGCCAAGUCCUAUCGUCGGAAAAGUUCGGAUGGGAAAGGAAGCAGCUCGAGUGUGGAGCGACAACGUACGGAGUCAUCCCUGGGAAACAUAUCCGUAGACUCUGCUAAGGCCUCGAGUAUUAAGUCAUCCAAAAGCUCAGGAGGAGUGAGUCCUCUCGGAGAAUCACCUGUUUUGUUUGGGCCAGGUCGACAGUCCUCAUUCACUGAUCAGGCCUCGCCAAAAAGAUUGAGGAAAAGGACAUUAACCCAGGAGUCUACGAACUGGCUGCGAAGAAAGAGCACGGCCCUUGAUCCACUACAGAUAGGGGAAAAUGGAGCUGGUUUAGCCAAGACGUACUCGCGAGUCGAUGGAGACAAAUUGGUUUCCGAUAAGUUAUUUGGGCUGGAUCUGAUGGGAGGAAAGAAGAAUGACGAAGAGGCAGCCGGUGCGACAGCUGAUGCUCCUGGUGGUCCUCGUGAUUACGGUGAUCUGGAUUCUAUUCCAAGUGACGAUAUGGUGGAGAUGAAAAGCGAAAACGGAACUCUCUCAAGAAUCGCCACGUUAAGAAAAACUGCCACAGAGGCCUUCGAGCGCAAAAUAGGGUUUCUUAACCCGGAGUUCCAGAAAUUCAAGUUGAUAUUGAAAUUCGUCAGGGUGUAUCUCAUAAUCGGCCUUUUUGUCAUGGGUCUGUUUUCUCUAUACUGGGGGUCUCUAUAUGGAAGACAAACGCGAACACACAACAUGAAGGUCUUGUGUGUUUUGGAGGACGAAUCAAGCGCGAACUAUAUCUCUAAUUGCUUCAACUCGACCGUUCAUAACGCUACGUUGGCCCCAAAAGCUGGGUGGGAGUUGGUAAACGAAUCUCAGCUUAUGGAAAGACAUCCCUUCAACACCUCAGAGCGGUCUGUGUACGAGCAAUUGGAAGUAUUGGUCCAUAACCAGGACUAUUGGGGCGCCAUAUACAUCCACCAGAAUGCCUCGGUAAACUUCCGCAAUGCCAUUUUGACGGGAAACUCCAGCUUCAACCCUUCAGCCCUUAUAGACAUUUUGUUUGAAACUGGAAGGGACAUCUUGAUCAUGCAAUCUGUUCUGGUGACAAGCAUACGAUUGGUGGAAAAACAGUUCCUGGUGUUGGCCACAGAGCAGAUAUACAAACCGAUCAUAGCCGGAUUGAACGAAACCGCAUUGCUUUCCACGAUGAGAGACACAGCAUUGCUCACCACGCCAAUUGAGUUCACAUACAAUGAUUUGAGACCGAUGGGGCCUCCAGUGGUCCAGGCACCGCAACAGAUGGGAAUCGUGUAUCUGCAUAUUCUGUCCUUCUUCCAGUUCAACUUCUUUCUUCCGGUGCAUACUGAGGUGGCCAAGAAGGUGAAAAGUGGCAGUUUCUUGGUGUACAGAUUGCUGUCUUCGCAGCUGUCCUAUCUGGUACUUUCGCUCUUCUACUGCAUCGUGCAAUUGUGCUUCCAAAUCCCGCUCAACAGAUCGUAUGAACAUGGUUUCGCUGUGUUGUGGAUGGUGACGUAUCUCACCAUGGGAGCCAUCGGCGGAGCCAACGAGAAUAUGGCGCUUUUGUGUCUGUCCACACGGCCUCCGUAUCUCGGUGUUUGGAUGCUGUUCUGGGUGAUCUGGAACGUGGCGCCAACGUACUCGGCCAUGGCAUUGACUCCGCAUUUCUACCGAUACGGCUAUGCAUUCCCAAUGCACAACGGCUCGGAGCUGGUGAAGGUGGUGUUGUUCGAUACCACGCGAGAGCAGAUGGGCCGCAACAUCGGCAUUCUGGUGGCGUGGAUCAUCUUGAUGAACGCGCUCCUUCCCUUCACUGUCAAGUAUUUCCUCUACCGUCAAGACAAGAAGUGA